Molecule: messenger RNA, 1417 nt
Organism: Anoplophora glabripennis (Asian longhorned beetle)
Lineage: Eukaryota; Metazoa; Arthropoda; Insecta; Coleoptera; Cerambycidae
Product: serine protease easter
Exons: 6
Coding region: 79-1215 (378 amino acids)
Biological process (GO): proteolysis
Molecular function (GO): serine-type endopeptidase activity
Source: RefSeq, a predicted model, not a curated record
AAUACUGCAAGCUAUAAGCCGAUGUUAUAAACUUUCGGCAGUUUCGAAUCUAUAGUGAAGAGUGCACACACGAAUACAAUGUUUGCGGUUAAAAUUGUUCUAUUACUCUUUCUAUCCAGAUAUGCAGGGGCACAACAAAGCUGUACCACACCAGAUAACAAAAGCGGUCGGUGCCUUUCCAUAGGGCAGUGCCCUACGAUGAUAGACUUCCUGAAUAACUCUCCGAAACCUUUUUCCAACGAUGUAAAAGAAUUGCUGAACAGAUAUGUCUGCACCUACGAGGACGAAGCUAUAAACACAAAAAUUUGUUGUCCUUCGGAUCCUAUUGAUAUAAGUGGAAGAAACAAAGAAGUCCCUCCACCUCCACCACCAGAUGUUCUGAACCAUGAAAAUCUUAAGCUACUUCCGGAGGAGUGCGGUCAGAUCAAUUCUGAUGAAAAAAUUCGAGGCGGUACUGAAGCAAGAUUGAGAGACUUUCCUUGGAUGGCACUUUUGGCGUAUAACACAGAUACUGGGCGCGAAUUUAAAUGUGGUGGAAGCAUAAUAAACGAAAAUUACAUCCUGACAGCAGCCCAUUGUAUAGUGAAGACUCCAUAUCCUCUUGUAGGAGUACGAGUCGGGGAAUACAGUAUUUUAUCGGAAAAGGACUGUGAAGAACAAAAACCAAACGAUUGCCUUCCAUCCCCUCAAGAUCUAACCGUGGAGAAAACUAUAGUUCAUCCUAAUUACAGCACCAAGAGUUUCUCCAAUGACAUUGCAUUGUUACGAGUAUCCAAAAUUAAUAUGGAAUCAGAUAGCAUUCAACCAGUAUGUCUGCCAGUAUAUGAAGAGGUUAUAACUCAAGACUACAAAAGGGGAAUUGUUACUGGCUGGGGAUUUACUGACCCUUACCGUAACAACGUUGUCGACAUACUCCAAAAGGUGGUCCUGAAGAAGCGCAACAUGACUGUCUGCACCGAGGCUUACAAGGUCCAAUCUCAGAUCAAGCUAUCCCACAAACAGAUUUGCGCGGGUGGUGAGGGAAUUAAGGAUUCGUGUGGAGGCGACGGUGGAGGUCCUUUCCAUGUGCCAGCUGAUUUCAACGACGACGUCAGGUUUGUUCAACGUGGCGUCGUGUCCAUAGGCCAUCGAUUAUGUGGAACGGAAGGAUUCCCAGGAAUAUACACGAAGGUUACCUAUUACGCCAAGUGGAUUUUGGACAAUAUUAAGCCUUAAUUGUAUUUAAAAAAGUUACGUUACUGUUUACAGUCGGUUUUAUACAAAAUAAUAAAAUUUUUGAAUGUUUAAGUGUGUUUGAUGCGAUUUAACUUUCAACGAAUGUCGAUUUAACAAUUCAGAUGGUGAAAAAACCAAUAGGUGGAAAUAUGCCAUCCAUUGUAAAAUUAAGAAAUUUAAUAAACGUUCUUUGUACUGUUUU